Heteronotia binoei (common prickly gecko) is the source of this 2748-nucleotide messenger RNA. It is a transcript of the gene FKBP10, whose product is annotated as FKBP prolyl isomerase 10. The record is from RefSeq and is a predicted model, not a curated record. The coding region runs from base 315 to 2003 and encodes 562 amino acids. NCBI's taxonomy places the organism in Eukaryota, Metazoa, Chordata, Lepidosauria, Squamata, Gekkonidae. The transcript is spliced from 10 exons. Gene Ontology annotation, molecular function: peptidyl-prolyl cis-trans isomerase activity; calcium ion binding.
GCUGCAAAGACUGCAGCAGAAGAAUCUCCUCCAACCAGGCUGCUUAGAUCUGAGCGGCUCCCUCUCCAGGCCAGACACUGGAGCCUUUGCAGGCUCUGGGGGUCCUUUUUAGGGAUUUCUCUGCAGGCCGCUUUCUUACACGUCUACAGAAUUUCUGUGGGUGGGCUGGGAGCAUCCAGGCCUCCCCUUUAGGCAGGCACCUCCUCUGCUUCUCCUCCUCUUUCCCUUGGCUGCUUGCACUGCACCGCUCUCAAGCUGCACCUCUCUUAUCCCUUCCUUUUCUUUCCAGGACGGAGCCGUCCGAAAAAAGCAGAAUGAGCUUGCCGUGCCUUAUCUUGACGUUGAGCCUUUUAGGGGUCCGGGGCUUGGGAGACCCGGGGCCUCUGGAGGACGUGGUGAUUGACAGAUACUACAUCCCCAAAGUGUGCUUGAGAGAAGUCCAGAUGGGCGACUUCGUCCGCUACCAUUACAACGGGACCUUCCAGGACGGCACCAAGUUCGACUCCAGCUAUGACCGAGGCGCCACGGUGGCCGGCGUGGCAGGGGUGGGAAGGCUCAUCACUGGCAUGGACAGAGGCCUGCAGGGCAUGUGCGUGAACGAAAGGAGACGUCUCAUCGUGCCCCCUCAUCUCGGCUACGGUAGCAUCGGUGUUGCUGGCCUGAUCCCCCCGGACACCACCCUCUAUUUCGACGUCAUCAUGCUGGACAUUUGGAACAAGGAAGACCAGCUCCAGAUCACCACCCUGUACAAGCCAGAGCGCUGCAACCGCACCGUGGAAGACUUUGUGCGUUACCACUACAACGGCACCCUUCUGGACAGCACCCCUUUUGAUUCCAGCUACGGAAAAGACAGCACUUACGACACGUAUGUGGGUUCAGGCUGGCUGAUCAAAGGCAUGGACCAGGGGCUCGUCGGCAUGUGUGCUGGAGAGAAGCGGAGAAUAGUCAUCCCCCCGUUCCUGGCUUAUGGAGAGAAGGGCUACGGGACCGUCAUCCCCCCUCAAGCUUCCUUGGUCUUUGAUGUCUUUCUGGUGGAUCUACACAACCCCAAAGAUGGCAUUUUCCUGGAACAUUUGGAAGUGCCUGAGUCAUGCAAGCGCAAAGCCGUGACCGGGGAUUUUGUGCGCUACCAUUAUAACGGCACCUUGAUGGACGGGACCCUCUUUGAUUCCAGUUACUCACGGAAUCACACUUAUGACACCUAUAUCGGAAAAGGCUACAUCAUCCCAGGGAUGGACCAAGGACUGCAGGGGGUCUGCACAGGUGAAAAGCGAAGGAUCAUCAUCCCUCCUCAUUUGGCGUACGGAGAAACUGGGGCAGGGGACAAGAUUCCCGGUUCAGCUGUCCUCAUCUUUGAUGUCCACAUCAUCGAUUUCCACAACCCCACGGACUCGGUGACGAUCGAAACAGUCUACCGGCCGGCAGACUGUAACAUCACCUCUCAGAAUAGAGACUUUGUCCGCUAUCAUUACAACUGCUCUCUCCUGGACGGCACCCGGCUCUUCUCCUCCCACGACUAUGAGCAUCCUCAAGAAACCACGCUCGGUGCCAACAAGAUCAUCGAAGGCCUCAACAACGGCCUCCUGGAUAUGUGCUUGGGAGAGAAACGGAUUGUCCUCGUCCCUCCGCAUUUGGGACAUGGCGAAAGUGGCGCUCGAGGUGUCCCUGGCAGCGCCGUUCUCCGCUUUGAGGUAGAACUUCUACACCUGGAGGGAGGCGUUCCAGAAGGCUACCUGUUCAUCUGGCAUGGCGAGCCACCUGAGAAUCUGUUUGAAGCAAUGGAUCUCAACAAGGAUGGUGAAGUCCCACCUGAAGAGUUCUCCGUGUUCAUCCAGUCGCAGAGGGCAGAGGGCAAAGGUCGUCUCAUGCCAGGCUCUGAGCCAGAAAAAGUGAUCACCGACAUGUUCGAAAACCAAGACAGGAACAAAGACGGGAAGAUCACAGCAGACGAAUUGAAGCUGAAGUCAGACGAGGAUCAAGCUCCAGCCCACGAAGAGCUUUAAGAGAGAAAACUCCGGGGGGGCGGGGAUUCAGCAUUUUUUUUACAAUUUUUUAAAAGCACUCCACUUUCCCUGCCUUUUGUGGCCGGAUCGUUCCUACGAGGGAAGGGAGAACGUUGUGUCCUUCUUUGACAUCGUUUUUGAGAACUAUUUAAUUGAGACCUAGUUUGAGCAAACCAAAGCCGGGGAGUUUACUCGGCCGUGGGAGAUUCCCUGAUCCGUUAGCCAAAUUCCCCACCCCCGUCCAAUCAAAUCCGUAAGCACACGGUCUACAUCAGAUUGGUCUCAACAAAACUAUGAUGUCAGUUCAGUUUUUUGUUCUGUCAGAUCCAGGUAUGGUGUCUACAGGGGUGCUGUGUGUAGUCCCAACCCAGUCGAUGAAGCCAGAUUCCACUGCGGGGCAACCCAAACCGGGUGAUCGGAACUGACCAAAUGGGCCAUUUCAGUCCAAUUUGCUUUGCUUAUUCUGAUUAGCAGAGCUCUGAGGAUGUAGUCCAUGGGGCAGAGGACUCAAGGAACGGAAGGAGCAAAACACGGUUGCUAUUCUGCCUCCCCGUCUCUUUUAUCUAGGCAGAACCCUGUGCUCCUAAAGGCCAGGAUAACAUGAAAAAAAAUUAAUAAAAACCAAUACAGCCUUUUCCUAAUUAUUGAAUCUCUACAGCGGGAUGCCUGCAUCUCUUGAAUUUUUGUUUCUCGGGCAGUUGUAAAAAAGGCACAGAAAUUAAAAAUAAAAGCACAACCUCAGGUA